Vidua macroura (Pin-tailed whydah) is the source of this 406-nucleotide messenger RNA. It is a transcript of the gene SPX, whose product is annotated as spexin hormone. The record is from RefSeq and is a predicted model, not a curated record. The coding region runs from base 36 to 386 and encodes 116 amino acids. Gene Ontology annotation, cellular component: cytoplasm. The transcript is spliced from 6 exons. Gene Ontology annotation, molecular function: neuropeptide hormone activity. Gene Ontology annotation, biological process: positive regulation of gastro-intestinal system smooth muscle contraction. Lineage: Eukaryota; Metazoa; Chordata; Aves; Passeriformes; Viduidae.
GGAAAGAAGACUGAAGGUUUGUCACUGAGAUAAGUAUGAAGGGGCUGCAUAAACUCCCAGCAUCUGCCCUGGCCCUGUUCCUGGCAGCGUCCUUCGUCGCCUUCUCCUGGAGUGCCCCUAAGGCUUAUUUCCAAAGGAGAAACUGGACUCCUCAGGCCAUGCUCUAUUUGAAGGGUGCACAGGGACGUCGCUUCAUCGCAGACGAGAGCCAGAGGACGGACCUGUAUGACAGAGUGCAGCUUGAAACACGCAGCCAUAACACAAGUCCUUUAACCCUUUCUGAAGCUGCUGCAGUGUUCCUUACUUCCUUACAGAAAGCACAAGAAGUGGAAGAAGAAAACAGUGAACACCCUGGCUACUUGACAGACAGUCUAUUAAAUUGGUGAAAUUCUUUAAAAUGUCUUUA